Messenger RNA from Musa acuminata AAA Group (dessert banana), 4320 nucleotides. RefSeq lists its product as uncharacterized. The transcript is spliced from 7 exons. Bases 2921 to 4054 code for a protein of 377 amino acids. The record is from RefSeq and is a predicted model, not a curated record. NCBI's taxonomy places the organism in Eukaryota, Viridiplantae, Streptophyta, Magnoliopsida, Zingiberales, Musaceae.
GGAAGAGGAUCGGAGGAAGAGGAUCGAAAAAUGGCGGUGAGGAGGGGAAGCAGAAGGAAGAUCGAUCAUCGUCUCGAAUGUUUCACUUUGUCUCUUAACUCUGAUCUCCAAGUGGUUCCUUCCUCUUCUUGAUCACCUGUUUUUCGAUGAUCACAAUGCGUCUUUUUAGGUCCUCAUCUGCCGUCUGCGAAUCGAGUGGGACCGAGGCCGCGUUUGCGUGUUGAUGGUCCUGAGGACCGCAAGGAUGGAAGAGACGCACCACGGGAAGGUGGGAAGACGACGAAGUUGGUGAGUUUUGCCAAAGCCAUUUGCUGUAGAUUAGAUGGAUCAGUAAAUUCUGGACAUCCAGCUGAAUAUGGAAACGGCGGACUUUUGAUUGACAGUAUGAUUUGGUGCUGGACUUCAUAAUUGCCGAUGAGCAUGUCCUGGUUUUUCUGUUUUCAGCAUUCCUCCUAUCAAAGUUGGUAUCUGGAUUUAUGGAUUAUCAAUAGUUUACAAGAAGACCCUUGAAUUGAAAAUGCUCCCAGAACUCUGAAGAAUGCCUCUUUGGGCUAAACAAACUUGAAUUGCACAACAUUGUUGUAUAAUUUCUACUUUGCUGCAGUGCGUUUGAUGUCACUACUCCACAUGCCGAAAAGAGGCACAAAUAAUUUAUUUAAUUAAACUAUGUAGCAGCAAGAUUUGAAUGUUAAGAUUGGAUCUGCAUCAUUUUAUAACACAUAACAACAAUAAGAACAACAAUGACAAUGAUAAGUCCUAAUGUCCCAAAUGAGAAGAAUGAUUCUUUGCAAGACUGGCUAGGUUUCUAUUUUCACCUCCAAUAGCUGCCCUCUAUUUUCAUUUUAUUGUUUGUAUAUUUGCUGGUAAAUGUGUAAAGCAAAGUCAUAUGAAAAACAAAUAUGGAUCUUGAAAGAAGGAAAACUUGAUGGGAUGUCCUUCAUUUCUUAUUCAACUUUGUGGACAAUUCUGCCAAACUGGUAAAAUAAUUGUUUACUGGCCUGAAUUUAAUCUAAAAUAGAAAUGAGCCCACGAAAGAAAUAGUGUUGCUCCGAAGCUCAUAAUUUGUUUUUAUUGGUUGUCAUGACAGUUCAUCCUUUUUUUUUAGUGAAUCUGAUAUUUAUAGGCUUAUAAGAGAAGGACAAGUAUUGCCUCGCGAGGUAAGUCCUGUUUUUAUUUUUUGUUCUUACCAGUUGCUAAUUCCUUAUUCAAUCAGUUACAGAAAUUGUAGUUGAUGCUACCCAUGAAUCGUAGUUGAUUGGGAAUGCUCAUGUUGAAUCUAAAUAAUCCUAAGCUAGGAAACAUGUGCCUGGAGCAGAACUUUAAUCUGUAGGUUUUAUGGCAAUCAGGAGCAUCAGUCUUGCUGCUGAACUUUGCCUAGUUGCUAACACUAUUCUUUUCUUUCAUCAGGAAAUUUCUGGAUUGCAAAUUUUCUUCAACCGAAUUUAUUUUCUUGCACAGGAAUAUUCUGGACUGCAAAUUUUCUACAGCCUGUGCUUACUGGUCAGACUUUUUUGAUUGGAAUUAACUGGCCAUCUUUAUUCAAGUCACAGGUUAGAUGUCUUAGCUAAUAAAAGCUUCAUGUUCCAAGUUCUAAAGAAUCUCUCUAGCAUUUCUUUGUCCGUUCACUGUCCAGCUUGCAUCUCACUUUUACACGUUAUAACCACUUCCUGCGAUGAUUUCGGUCAUGUAGGAAGUUUAUGUUCUCUUUCAAUCAACAAUGUGCAGUCACCUGAUGUGUUGUCUCAGAAGUUGUACAACAAAUAUCAUGGAGGUUUUGCAUCUUAGUUUUAAACGGUAAGAUAACCGAGAGCAGUAAAUGUUUUUUCCCUUUUGUUGAUCUUCAAAAAUUGGGUAAGGAUAAAUAUUCAGGAGUUAUACAACAAAUAUCAUAGAGGUUUUGCAUCUUAGUUUUAAACGGUAAGAUGGCUGAUAUCAGUAAAUGUUUUUUCCCUGUUGUUGAUCUUAAAAAAUUGGGUAAGGAUAAAUAGUCAGGAGUUUGCUAUCAACAAUUGAGUUCUUUGCUUAGCUAACAACCUUCACCUACUCCACUAGAGGGUCCUUAGCUUAUCUUUUGGUUUUAGGUUGACAUACAGGAAUCGAUCGGUUGUUUUGGUGAGCAACUCUUUGGGAGGUUUUUGUUUGAUGUUGACUUGACAUGAUCGAAUCAUUUGCAGGACGAUUCCUUUGUCGGAUUGGGAAUCUGAGGGAGCUAUAGAAAGCCCUACCGGACAAUCAUUAUUGGUGUCCAGGAGAAAAAUCUAGCAUUUGAUUUUUACCAUUCAGAUGCAGUUAUACACGUCAUAAAAUCUAAACAAAUCAGCUUCAUUACCAACUUCUGGACAACUGUAAAUCCCAUUGAUGCAUGUCGGUGUCUUAGACUUUGAAUUGUGCUAUCCUAAUAAAGGCUUAGGAUGAAUCAUUCUAAUAUGGUAAGAGGUUUCCAACUGAUCGAUUGAAUAAAAGAUUUAAGACGUCCGGAAUUAUUAAGACGAGAUACGUAUUAUCAAUCUUAUACUCAUAGAACCAGCCGACUCCAACCGGAUCGGACUGUUCGGUGAGAGACCAUUUAGGGUUUCUGAUCACAAUGUCCCUCUUCCCCCUCCCCCAUAAAAGAGGGAGAAGGAGCGAGAGCUGCGGACCCAUCGACCCACCACCCUUUAUUGCCCACCGUCCCUGGACAUUCUUCCUCUGAGACUCGGUUCAAAAAAAUCUCACGGGGAGACGAAACCUAAACCUAAACCCCCAUUUCUCCUCCCUACUUUGUCUCGUUGCUGUUCCUUCCGUCAUCCGCAAAACCCACCCCAUCUCCCCUCCCCUGCUAUUUUUAGCCCUUCCGACGACGCCAGCAACAAGAAGCGCUCGGUCGAGUCGCUUUUCUGACUAUUAGUCGCGGUCGCUGUCGUUGUGGUCGUUGUCCUCGAUGGCGAAAUCGUACGGAGAUGGAGACAUUUGGCUGCCUCCGGAGUUCCUCUGCGCCGACUUCUUCCGCGAGGGCGGAGAGAGGUGUGAGGCGGGCUUCGCUGGGGCUUGCAUCCCAUGCGAGUUCGGGCUUGGCUCGAACCCGGAGUCACCUGUGGAGUCGGCGACCACCGGAACGGAGAGCGACGAGGAGGUCUAUAUGAAAGCCAUCACCCAGCAGAUGGCUCGCUUCUUCCUCCGGAACGACGACAAGGACGCCUCCGUCACGGCUCCGAGCCGCGCAAAGGCUAUGGCGCGAUCGCCACAGUCCGCGCCGUGCACGCGGUCUUCCUCGAACAAGGGAGGCAGCGUCAACGGCCCCACGUUGGUCUCGUCGCCUCCUCUGGAGCAGCGAAGCGAGGAGACCUGCGACCUUCUCGACGAGGCCCCGGGGCAGAUGAUGCGGCUGAGGCGUUUUGGCGAUCUUGCCCUCUGCGACCGUCGGAUCCUUGGCCCGCUCAUGAAGCAGUCUCCGGCGAUGUCCACGGCUUGCAAAAGCGCCAAUGCCGGGUACUAUGACCUCGGUCCUGUUCUCACCCAUCGUCAACUACAAGCAGCUCAUUUUCAUCACCUGAAGCGGCAGCAAGCAGCGAAGCAACGACUGUCGGCGGCGUGGGGAAGGCAGUGCAAAGCCAGAGAUAGCAGCGUGGGGUACGCCGAAAGCCGGUGCGGUCGGCCUCCGGAUCCGUCCGCCACCGCGUGUCCUCCGCUUCGAAAGCCGCAGCAUCCGCCGCCGGGAUCCGGGAUGCGCGCCGUGUUCCUCAACAGCUCUGGCUCCCGGAAGGAGUCCGCCGGCACCGGCGUGUUCCUGCCCGGGACCGCCAGCAACAAGCUGGCGCCGCGGAAAAAGACCGGUUGUUCGACCGUGCUGGUUCCUGAUCGAGUGGUUCGGGUGCUGAACCUGAGGUUGGAAGACUUCGCAGCGCAGCCACGCUUCCCCGGCGGCUUCGUUCUCACUCACGAAGCUCUUCUCGGGCGAAGCAGCGCUGCGCUAUCACAUCAGAAAAAGAACCGCCACUUGAAUUGCCAGCCGCCGACCGCUGUGGCAGAAGCAGCCGCCGACGAGAUUAGACUCCCUCGUGACUGGAGCUACUGACAUCAGUGUAGUGCUUACUGUAGUAUUUAGGAUUGGGCGUAGGACAGCAGUAGUAAUAAGAAACUUAUGAUGGAAUCCCUAAGGCACAACAGUACGGCAGAGCUAAAGCUAGGGUACGAAGAAUAAGUUGCAGUCGUGAUGUUUUCUUGGAUUGUUUUUGUAUGUAAUUUGGUCUUUUUAUCUACCUUAAAACAAACACUUGUGUGGCUAAGAAAUAAGUAGGAAUUCUUUGUGCUACUUCAUUUAUAGACGGUUAGUGUCUUUUG